AUGAUUUGGUUAUUAAACAAACUUAAUCGAGAGUUUUUGAAUUCUUUGGAGAGAUUUUGUAUGUUGGAGAAUAAUUACUUAAGCAUUAGGAAUAAGUAUUUAUAUUCAAUGUAUGAGAGCAACAAAAAAGAUAAAAAAUCUAAUAUUUUAAAAUUAUUUCAGUAA
This is a messenger RNA of Meloidogyne enterolobii, 165 nucleotides long. Lineage: Eukaryota; Metazoa; Nematoda; Chromadorea; Rhabditida; Meloidogynidae. The record is from the annotation of a GenBank genome assembly.